AAAGUAUGGAACACACGAAAUAUAUAAUUACGAGUUUUCAUAUACAUUUACCUGCUAAUAUAGAAAAACUCGGCGGAUAUCCAGUUGUUAUUGGAGAUGGUAGCGAGUUAGGAGAUUGGGAACAUAAUACCGUAAAACUUUAUAAACCUUCUAAUAAUAACCCUACUUACUGGAGAUCUAAGGAUACUAAGAUAACAUUCUCAAAAAAGUCGAAAAUUCAAUAUAAUUAUGCUAUUUAUAUUCCUGCUGCAAUUUUUCGUAGACCCAAAAAAAUAAUUUAUGAAGGACAAAAUAGCUCAGAUGAAAGUUUACCAGAUUCGGGUAAACGUUUAUUAAAUUUAAAUUUGAAGCACCAGUUUGAUAAAUGGAUCAAUGGAAAUUGUACUGAAUUAGAACAAUAUCAAAUUGGUGAAGAUAUACCCGAUUACGCUUUUGUAGAUUAUAUUUAUAAUAAUGUCACAUCUGACAAUCUGAAAGAAAGCGUUUUAGAAUAUCAAUCAUUAUUAACCCUUCAUACGGAUCUCACAAUCAAAUUUUCUGAUUACGAGUAUAUAAUUAAUAAUAUUAAUGAAAAUUCAAAAAGAGAGCAAAAGCUGUUCUUAUGUCUUCUUUUAGGAUAUCACAUUUCAAGACAAGAUUCUUUUAUAUUAACAGAAGAUUUUAAGUCAGAAAUACUAAUUGAUGUACUUACGGAUUUUCAAAAAAAUAUUCUACCUUUAAAUGUCAACAAAUUUAUGUUUGAAGCUAUUUUACGUUUGGCCCAACACAAUGCUUUUCAAUAUAAAUUUGGUUGGCUCGUGAUUUUUAAAAUCUCAAAAGAAAUUGAUCCAACUUACUCAUUCUUGGAAAUUUUAAAAGAUCUUAAAUAUGCUCGUCUAAACUUACAAAAGUUUUCAGAAGAGGUGAAAAAAAUGGAGCCUUGUAUUAAUGAUAUUGGAUAUGAAAAUACAGUAAAAAUUGCAAAAUGGUUGGUAAAAUUAUGCAAAGAUAUAGAAUCGCUUAUUGAAGCUUGGAAUAAUCCUCUUAUUAUAAGCAAACAGCUUGAUAACCAAAUCUUACAAUGCUUCAUUGAACGAAUUCAAGAACUUAUUUCUAAGGAUGAUGUAAAUGUAUUGACGAGUCGUUCUCAAGAACUUCAAGAAUUUAAAGGGAGUGUUUCUAUAGCAGUUCGAAACCAAGCUUUAUCCUUACUUAAAGAUCCAAUGAGAGUAUGGUCACCCCUAAAUGCCCGUGGUAUUGUAAAACUUCUUCAAGAUGAUAGUCUGAACUGGAGUAGUGAAGAUAUUAUAACCUCCUUAGAGCUAGUAUCUCAGUCUCGUAACUUGGAUCUAUUAGAUAUAUUUCCCGAACUUUUAGAUUAUUGGUUCAAUCAAGGAUUUUCAGAUUCUAAGGAAAAAAAGAUAUCAGAUGUUUCUAAAACCUGGUUCACACAACAUUUAAAUAUAGUAAAUGGUGGUAAUUUAAACGAAAUAUUCGUGAUAUUUCUACAAUUAGAAUCUAUUCAUCCUUCGCUUGGAUGUCGGGAAAAUGUCUGGAAGAACCUAACAAAUAUCGUCGUGGAUAAGAUGAAGACAUAUUCAGAAUUUCAAAUAAUUAAUGCAAUAAAAAUUGUAUCCCAAAUAAAAGUGCUAGAAGUAAAAGAAUUAUUUUCAAAUAUCAUUAAAGAUAUCAUUAAAGAAAUAUUGAAUAAAACUAUUCAGCAAAUUAAUGAUCAAUUGAUCAAUAAAAUAUUAAUGAUUUGCGAUUGCAAAAGUAAAUCAUUGGUGAUUCCAAACACAGUGUGCGAGGAUAUUAUAUGCUAUAUUAUUACUAGAUUGCAAGGCCAGCUAUUACCUGAAUCUGUUGACUCAGAACCGUAUUUAAAUGUUAUACAAUCUAUAAGAUAUAAUGAAUUCUGGUUUCUCAUCUUAAAUGCUACUGGAAGUGUCGAAAAACUUUGUGCAAACUCGUGUAUUCAAAGCCUUCAAAUGUCCAUUAUUAAACUUAAUGGAUCACUUUUAGAAAAGAUGGUUGAUAUGCAAUUACUACAACGACUAUUAGAAAAUACUGACGAAAGACUGUUUCAGUACUUUAAUAAUACUAUAGGAAGAAAUUCUACAUUAGUUGUCUCUCAAGACAAAAUUGCAGAAAUUAGAAAAUUAUAUCUUGACCAUAUAAAUCAACUUGGACAACUUCUCAAGUUUUAUAGUAAAUUUUGUUCAGCUUCUCACGUAACAGAUGUAAAUAAUUAUAUUCAUGACAUACAACAGCGUAUGGAGAAUUUUGAUAAAAUAAAUUUAAAUCAAGUAUUAUUACCAGAUUAUUGGACACUUCAUAAGGAAGCCUUGGACAAUAUACAACAUAUCUAUAAACUUAUUCAAUCUCAAAGUUUUCAAAAUAUCUUUGAAGUUAAUUUUCAAAAAGAUUCUGAUGCAACGACAGUAAAAUACAUAACACAAAAAUUGUUACCAGUCGUUUUUAAAAAUUAUAGUAACAUGUGUAAAAAAUACGAGGCUUGGGAAAAUAUUAGUUGUUCAGAAGCAUUAUUAUUUUGGAAGAACGUUAAAAAUAUUAAUGCGGAAUUUGAUAUUAUCGAAGAACUUGGCUCUUGCAAAAGAAAUCCAAAAUUAAUACAAACUUUUGAAUGUUUAUUGAAAUUUCCUCAAUGGGCCGAAAGACUUGGGUACUUAGAAAAACUAUUGAAGAUUUUUCAAAUUAAACAUAACGAAAGUGAUCAGUUAUUGAAAUCUAUUUGUACCAUAAAUGAUGAUUCCAUAAUGCUUGAUCAAGUAAUUCAAUUUAUUGAGAAUCUUGAGAAUAAUUUCUCUAACAAUGAAGAUUAUUGGAAUUUAAUAAAAGAAUUAUCUAAUGUUGAAGAUUUAAUAAGGAACGUUUCUGAAUACAAUGCAACAAAUUUGUUUGACGUUAUUGAUGACUAUCCGGACGGAAAUUUGGCUCAAUAUAUUACAAUUUUAUCAUUUGCCCAAGUUAAACAAAUUUUAUUGCCACUUAUCAAUAAGCAAUAUAAAAUGAGCAUUGAUGAUUUUAUGAAAGAAUUAUCGACUAUUACCGAAAGGAGUCCAGCAUUAUCGAAUAAUAUUAUUUUAUGUAAUAAUAAUAAUAUGGUAUUACAAAAUAUGUAUUAUAAGAUUAUGAAUCUUGGGCAAGAUAUAAAAGAGAAAAUUAAGAAUGUUAAGAAUGCUAUCGAUAAUGGAACUUAUAUUUUUGUAUGUGAUGAGAAAAAGGAUGAGUGUAUGAUUACACUAAAAUAUGUCUCAUAUAUGUACAAUCUUAACGAUAUUCUUGAUUUAUACAAGAAAGCAUUCUUAAUCACCACGGAUUAUAUUAAUGAUUUUGUUGAAUUUGUUGAUAAUAUUCAAAAAAUAAUAGAGAUUUUGACUAAAUUGAUGAAAAGUGGCCAUUCUGAUUAUCAAAAGUUCGAAACAGAAAUAAAGGGAGUAGAAAAUAUAAAAGAAUUUCUUAUAUCCUUAAAUAAUGAUUUGGAAAAAUGGGAUAAUUUAAAAAAUCAAGUCCAAGAAAAUUGUUAUCACUUAACAUUCUUCACUGUUCGUCAUAUUUUUGCGUUCUAUGACUAUUUCACAUCAGAGGUCAUCGAUGAAAAGAAUAAAGAUGUAUGUAAGAUGCUCAUUAAAUUUGUAAACAGCAAUGCUCAAUUACCACCUCAUAAGAAAAUCAAAGAAAUAUCUUGUGACUCUCCCGAUUAUUUUAGUAAAGUUGGUAAUAAAUUGGAAAAUAUUUUUAGAAAUAUUCCAAAGAGACGUAAGACUAAAGUAAUUCAUCAGGAAGUAAUUCUUGACGAUGUACCAUGUGAUGGAUCAUUUGUUGUCGCUUAUGAUAAUAAAUUGUUAGUUCCAAACAUAAUAAUGUCACUAUACGUUAAUAAUGGAUAUUAUCCCGAAUCAUGGCAACUUUUAUUAUGUACAUCAUCAACUACGAUGGAAGAGCUUUUAAUCUUUAUUAAAAGAUGCUUUUUUGCUUCAGAUAAUGGAUAUGAUAAUAAUUUAUUCUGUAUUGUAAAUUUAGAAUUAUUAAACUUUGAAUUACAAUAUAGCUUAGUAAACCAUAUUAAAGAAAUGCAAUUGAAAAAUUCGAACAAAAAUUAUCUAUUAGCGCUUCUGUGCCAUAGGGAUUUAGGAAUAUCUCAAUAUAUUUUAGAUCAACAUACCUUAGAUGUUCGAGAAAUUAGCGGUUUGAAUACCGAAAUAAUGCAAGAAAUUUAUCAAGAAUUAUGUCCAAAUGUAUUAUGUGUUACUUCAAAUUUAUCUGGUCAAGGAAAAACUGAAUGGAUUAAAGAAUCUAGUUUCUCUAAACAAAAAAUUCCGCACAGCUUCUUAAUUAGUGAUGAUAUGAGUUUUGAAUAUCUUAUGAAUAAGCUUAAAGAAUGCAAGCUCAAGGAAUUAGAAAGUCUUCAUAUCACUAUUUCACCAAUUGAUUAUCCAGAAAAUGUGAAUCUAUUCCUAUUUGAACUAUUAACUUUUAAGAUUGUUUCAUAUAAAGAGUUGAUUAUUUCUAUUCCACAAACUUUCAUUUAUAUUGAAAUAGCAUCAUCUGUAAAACAGAAUUGUCUUCCUAGUAUGUUGAGAUUCUUACCUUCCAAACAUCUAUCUUGGAAUAUCGAAAAUUUUAAAGCCUCACAGGAAAUAUUUAGUCCAAUUCAAGUCGUAUGUAAUUAUUUGAACUUAUAUGAUUGUGAAGAAAAUGAUGAUGAAGGAAGUUUAUUUAAUAUAUCGGAUGUUAUCAAACAUCCUUUACCAGCUGAAUUUUGUCGAAAUCUUAUUAUGAGAUAUUUUUUCAAGGGUAAUAAAAAUAUCUUAUCAUUUAGAAGCAUUGAAAUGUUCGUUGAUGUCUCGGCUGAUCAAUUGAUUAGAUUAUCAUCAAAUGAUUAUUUUACAAUAAAUAAUAUGGAAUCAAACUUAAAGGAUCCAGCUGAUAUUAAGCCAAUUACAAUUAAAUCGCUAAUAGAAAUCUCAAAAGUUUAUGCAGCUAAACUCAUUAAAACAAAAGCGGAUCUAUUAGAAUCCACAAAAGAUUGCUCCAAUACAAUUUCUCAAUGGGACAAUAUGAGCCAUAAUGUCAUAUUUUUUAAUUCUCAAGUAUCAAAUUUCUUAACUAACGUAUAUCAAGAUGGUAAAGUCUCUGAUAUUAUUGAAUUAUUAUUAAAAAGUCAAAUAACCACUGAUUCAAAAAGUUGGGAUAUGGAUAAUUAUAAUAUAAUGUCCGCAAAUAAACUUUAUAUUGAAUCGGAAGAAAUGGCUAACGAGUUAAUGCAGGAAUCAAUGUUACGAGAAUAUGCUUUGUCUAUCGAUAAUUUAGUAAAGAUGGCAUUAAUUCUUUUAAGAGUGCGCGCAAAUAUCCCAGUUGUCAUCUGUGGUGAAACAGGAUGUGGAAAGACAAGUUUAAUUACAUACUUGGCUUUAAUAUCAAAAGUUCAAUAUCAAAUACUUAAUCUUCAUGAUGGAAUUGAUGAAGAAACUAUAAUGAAAUUUAUGUCAGAAGCUUUAAAUAAAUCAGAAAAAGGCGAAAUUUGGAUAUUAUUCGAUGAGAUCAACACAUGCAAUCAUUUGAAUUUACUUGCAAAUUUAAUAUCUAAUAGAAUUUUCAAAAAUAACCCUAUACAUUCAAAUAUUAAGUUAUUCGCUACUUGUAAUCCAUAUCGUAUUUGUGAUGAUACACAAAAUGCUAAAAAAUAUGAAGAACGAAAUAAUCUUAUAUAUCAAGUCAAACCAUUACCUGAUCAGAUUUUCGAUUAUGUAUGGAAUUAUGGUAUUAUAAAAUCAAAAGAUGAAUGUCAAUAUAUUCAAAUCAUGAUGGAAAAAGAAUUAGAAAAAUUAGCACAUCCUGUAUUUGCAGAAUUAUUAUCUGCUUCUCAAGGUUUUAUUCGAAAAGUUGAAAAACCAUAUAGUGUUAGUUUACGUGAUAUAAGACGAGUUAUGAAAUUAGUAAAAUUCUUUUAUAAAUCUUUCAAAAAUCGUCCAGCUUACAAAACUGAUUAUAAAUAUCCAUUACCUGGAGAAGUAUCCAUAAUAGUUAGAACUUAUAUUUUGGCACUUAGUUUUUGUUAUUAUUUUAGAUUAUAUGAACGAGAGUUGCGUGAUCAAUAUUGUAAUGAAAUGGAACGAAUUUUACACAAUUUUGAAAUCGAUAUAGAAGACCAUAUAUUUUCUAGAGUCAUUCAUGAAGAGCAAGAAGAUUAUAUUAAUAGGAUGUACAUCCCUUCCAAUAUAGUCAUAAAUGAUGCUUUAUUAGAAAAUGUUUUAGCCAUGGUUGUUUGUAUUAUAACUAAAAUUCCUAUUUUUAUUAUCGGAGAAACAGGGUCCGCUAAAUCUUCAGCUCUUCAAUUAAUAAAUUUAAAUUUACGUGGCUCGGAAUCAAAUGAUGAUUAUUUUAAAUCAUUGCCAAAGGUUCAUGUUGUUUCAUAUUUAUAUUCUUCGAAUUCCACUUCAGAUGGCAUUGCAGAAAUUUUCGAAAAAGCUAAUAAAUAUCAAGAGAUAAACUCUGACAUUAUUAAUGUAAUUUUGCUUGAUAACGUUGGGUUAAAUUCUUCGAAUUCAUUAAAAUUACUUCAUACUUUACUUGAACCAAUUUAUCCGGCAACCGGACCUACUGUAUCAUUUGUUGGAUUAUCCAAUUGGCAUUUGGAUAUCAGUAAGAGCAAUAGAGCAAUACUUGUACGAAGGCCUAAAUUUGAUUUAAAUGACUUGGUUAAUAUAAACACAAAGAUUAUUAAAUUUAAUCAUGCAGAGGCUUCAAAUUCUUUAGCAAAAGCAUAUUUAGAAUAUAAACAACAUAAUCAAGCUUUGCCUAAUUUUUAUGGUCUUCGGGAUUAUUACGAAUUGCUAAGAAUGCUUUCGUUGGAUAAAUUGACGCCAGAAAAUAUUCAAAUAGCGUUGGCCCGUAAUUUUGGAGGAAUAGAAAAUGAUGUCAAAUUAUACAAAUUAUGGGAAAGAUACUUUGGAAAUUUUCUUAAAACGCUUACCGAUAAUAAUUCAUGGUUAUAUAAACAAAUACCAAUUACACAAUUAAUUGAAUCGAAUUUAAAUGAUUCUAAUGCACGUAAUUUAAUGGUCAUUGGUAAAAGUGGAACAAUUAUAAAUUUAUUAACCGAUAAAUUAAAAAGAAGAAAUUUGGAUCCUAUUGUAAUUUUAGGAUCUCAUUUUCCCGAUGAUCAAGAUGAUUACUACUCUUCUAAAGUAUUAAGUAAAAUUAUGACGUAUAUCGGUACAGGCAGACCAUUGAUUCUUACAAAUUUAGAGAUGAUUUAUGUAAACCUUUAUAAUUUGUGGAACCAAAAUAAUAUUGUAAUAGGAAAUAAAAAAAAUAUUAAACAAAAAGCACAUGUAGAAAACUCUAAUUUUGCGAAUCAUAUUUCAUUAAAAUGUGAAUGCAUCGUGGUUCUAGAUGAGAAGAAUUUAUGUUCAGCUGAUCCAUCUCUUCUCGAUCGUUUUGAAAAGCAAAAAUUAUCUAUUAGUGAUUUUCUUAAUGAGAAACAACGAUCAUUUGUUCAACAGCUAAAUGAUUGGGCAGAAAGAAUUUCUACUUUUGAAGAUGGUUCAUAUAAAUUUGUACAAAAAGAUUUUUUUAUAGGAUUUGAUAGUGAAGAAACACUACAAAGUUUAGUAUUGGACAUUACAAAUAAUCACGCUUAUACUGAUGAUAAUGAGAUUCUAGAAAAAUGUAAGCAAAAAUUAAUUGCAUUGACAACAUCAGAUGGUAUUUUAAGAGCUGAACGACUUAUUUUGGAUUCAGAUGAAAUUAAUCAACUUAAAUAUAUUUAUUUUAAUCAACAUCGUGAUAGUAUUUAUGAUUAUUUUGAAACUUUAUUCAAUCAAGAAAAUCUGUUGGCAAGUUCUAAAGAACAUUUAAUAAUUAUCAAUACUUUCUCUCAUGUCAAUACCGACGUUAAGUCUUGUCUAAGAGAUCUUUUAACGUGCCAAGCUUAUAAAUUAUCAAACUUUAAAAGUGAAAUUCAGCUUUCAAAUUUGGUGGAAAAUUUCUUUUUGAAAUCAACUGAUCAAAUGUUAAUCCUUCAAUGUGAUACGAUCAUUAGUAUUGAAUGUAUUAAUUUGGCCAAGUUUAUUAUUGAAAAAUUUCAAAGUGAAAUUUCAGAUAAAAAAGAUGAAGCAAAUACGCUUAUAAAAUAUGUGUGCAUAAUAAAUCAUAUUCAACGAGAUUAUAAGCAAAAUUUAAUAUUAUCUGGAUGGAAACAAAUUACAAUUGAAUUUUUAGAACCACAAAAUAUUUCAUUAAAUCAACUUUUGGAUAAAUCCUUAUAUGAUAUAGUAAAUUCGGAACUUUUUAGUAUAAUAGUUGGUUCUAUUACACCGUUUGAAAAAAUUUUGGAGGAUGAAUUAUUAUGGUGCUUAUCUUGUAUAGAAUAUCAAAUUUCCAAUGAAAGCUAUAAUAAUUACAUUAGAACGUUAAGUAAAGAAAUUUUGGAUAAUGCAAACCUCAUUCAAUGUAUAAAAGAAAAAACUUUUGAAUCAAUUUUUGGAAAUUAUAAUGAUUGGCAAUUUGAAGUAGCUAAAAAUAAAGAUUAUUUAAGCCAAUUUGCAAGUCUUUUACUAGCUUUACAAAACUAUGUGAAAAUGAUCAUUAAACAAACCAUAGCGAAAAUUCUAUAUUCACUUGAAAAAUUAUCAGCAACAAAAUCAUACUUUACUAUUGAAAAAAUUGAAGAAAAUGAAAUGAAGAUAGAUUUAUCUGAUUUAUGGAAACAAUGUUUUAUGGAUAAUACAAUUAUUAAUAUUAAUAGUUUACCUGAGCCAAAACCUUCUAAAUAUAUAAUGCCAUAUUCAGUAAUUGACGAACUUGAAUUUCCUUUUUCAUAUUAUUUUUUUAAUCAAAUUAAAUUUUAUGAGUUAUAUUAUGAUGAAGAAUUAGAUAUUUUAAGACAAGAUUUAAAUAAUAUUGAUGAGGAAUAUAAUGAAUUACAUAUCAAUUUGAUUGAAAGUCAUAUUGAAGAUUUUAAGAAUAAAUUAUUGUCUAUUCAAUCAAAUUUUAGAAUAUUACAAAAAUAUUCAGAAUUAUAUUAUAAUGAUUUUAUUAAAAUAUUAUCUCAUACCAUUAAUAAACAUAAUAAUAUAAAAGAAUUGGAUUUUAUUAUGAAGAAUAUAAAUGGAAAUAAAAUAAUUUCUAGUCCAUUACUUCUUCAUAUUUAUUGGUGGAGAUAUACGGAAAGUAUUUUAAUUCAAUCACAAUUAGUUGAAAAUUUUCCAACUAUUCUUGCAAAUAUUCAAAAAGAUUCUAAUAUUCAUGGUAAACUUGAAGAAUCACUUUUGAAAGAAGCAAUUAGUCUUAUUUUACAAAAAAUUUAUUAUAAUGAGGAAUGUAAAAAAGAAAUGGAUAUUAUUUUAUCUUUCGUUAAAAGGAUGAAUUAUACGAAAGAGCUGACAAACCUUCCUAUAUUAAAUGUAUGUAAUAAUUUAUUGAAAAUCAAGUCAAUUCCAUUAAAAAAUAUCCAAGAAAUGAUUGAUUUAGGAAAAGCUACAAACAAACAAGAAUUAAUUACUACAGAAAUAAUUGAACUAGUAUUUAACUCUUUAGACUAUAAUAAUGAAAUCAUUGUUGCUAGUAUAAGAUCUUUUAUAUUAAGUAGUCUUGAAAUUAUUCCAUUAGAAUCCAAAGUUCGUCUAAUUCUUUACAAAAAUUUAUUUUCACAAAAACCUUUUAAGUUGAUUAAUAAUAUAAUUGAAAAAAUAUUUGAUGAUGAACAUCAGCAAAAUGACGGAAUAUUUUUUACGCUAAUUAAUAAUCUAAAACAAGCAUUACAAUAUUCAAUUAGAUUAAAUGUUAUUAAUGAUUGUCUUAGUAGUAAAAAUUUGGAUACAAAUAUCAAAGAGAUCUGUUGUGAAAUGAUUCAAGCAAUUUUCAGUGAAUUUGAAUUAAAGGAAUUAAUUUCUUAUUUUCCUAAUUUUGUUGAAAAUAUCACAGAGAAUUCGGUCUUACAACAUAUAACUGUAAUUGCAUUUUUAAGGGAGUUUACAGUUAAAUUCUGGAAAGAUUAUAUACAAGAUGAAAAUUUAUUAUCUGAAUCAUCAAUCAAAAUGAUUAAUGAAUAUGUGAAAAUUAAACAUCCAUUAGUUCAAUCGUUCAAAUCAUAUUUUUUAUUUGAACAAAAAAGAUUUUCAGUAAGCACAAACCAAAUUAAAAUAAUGUCAAAUAAAUUUCCAUGGAUUGAAAAUAAUUCUAAUGAAGAAAUAACUUAUUAUUCGAAAUUUUGGGGAAUGAUUAGACAAGUGAAUUUUGAAGAUUUCCGCGCUUUCAAGUUGAAUAAUGAUAAUAAUUGUCCAUUUUUAUUAGUUUAUUUUAACCAUUAUGAAAAAUUAAAACUAAUUAAGUAUCUUUACCCAAUUGUAAAAUUUGUAAAGAUUUUAAAUUCAAAACUUGAAUAUCAAAAAUCUAGGAAAUCAGCUCAGAUGAUGACAUUUCAUGAAUUUAUUGAAGAGGAAUCUAAAGAUAAUACUGUAAAUGGAGAUUAUUUGAAAUCUUUAUUUGAAGGAUUUGCAUUAAGUUGGAAUUCUGUAAUUAAUUAUAUUGAUCAAUAUCAAUCUAAAGAAUUGCCUAACAAACCAUUUAUGAAUCUCGAAUGUUCUGUUAUUUAUGGUUUAAUUGAACAAAAAGAUGCGGGAGUUUAUUUAUGCGCAAUUUUGGAAUUUUUGAUCAAAAUGCAUAAUGAAUUUUUGGAUAGUGUUUUUUCUAUUCCAGUAGAGCAAUGUAAAGGUCUUAAAUUCCUAGAAUAUUUAUCUUGGAAUAAUUCAACUUAUUUCACUAAAUCAAUUAUGAUAACACAAGCAAAAGAAGUUAAUUUUAUUAAUUACGAAUUAGACGAAAAAAUUUUAAAAUACAGUCAAAGAAAUCUCGUGCAAGGUGAAAUGCCAUUUAUUUUUGAUUUGCAAAAAAUUGAGACGAUACUUAUUGAAGAGUUAGUAAUCAACAAAGUUUAUUUUAAAAUGGGUGAUAAUCAAUUUUAUUUAAAACAUUUUCCAUUUAAGCACGAAAUUUUUCAUAAUUCUCCAAGAAUUCUCUUCAAUAUAAAAAAUGUAUUGCAACAGGAGCCUAUUCAGAAUGAUAAAAGAAAAUUAUUUUUAGCAGCAUUACAAUAUUCACCUUUUAUUUCGGAAUUACUUUUUCUUUUUAAAACAAUUCUUUGUUUUAUAAGAGAGUUAGCAAUUAACAAUAAUGAAAUACUUAUUGAAGAUUUUGUUAAACAAUGGUUAAAAUUAUCACGAUAUAAUAUGAUGCUAACUGAUAUGUGUGAAGAAUUUUCUCAAUUUUCUCUUAAACAUAUCGUAGAAAUAUAUGAAUUAAUUGAAGAACAAGAUGCUAAUUCAAUAAUUUAUAAAAUUGAAGACAAAUUUAAAAUUCCAUUAUUAGAAGAACAGAUGAAGAAAUCAAUUAAUGAUUGUAUAGAUUAUCACAAUCACGAAGGAUUAUUAAUUUCCGCUGAAAUAUUUGCUCUUGCUUUAAAGAAAUUUAUUUAUAGAUUUUUAUUAAUUGAUUCUAAUAUAAAAAACUUAAAUUUAACAGAAUAUUUUUUGGAUUUUACUUUGAAUUUAUGGCCAAGUCAUAUUAACGAAGAAUUGGUAGAAAAAUUAUUUCCAAAAUAUUUAUUAGUAUCACAUGCUUAUAAUUGUUAUAUCUUUAUUUAUGAUGAAAUUGAGAAAAUAAAGGAAAAACAGAAUAAAGAAUUGAAAGCAAGGUUCAAUAUUAAACUUAAAAGUUAAUAUAAAUGAUAAUAGGUUGCAAUCUAGUAGUUCUAUAUUUUUUAAGUUUGGAUAGAUUAUAUUGAAGUUGUAUGUUUGUUAGUUUUAUUAAUUAUAGCAAAUAACUUGUAUACUUGUAUAUUUUUUUAUAUCUUAAAUAUUUAUUAAAAUAAAGAGUAUAUGCUUUUUCCGGUGGAGUAUUUAAAUAAUCAAACUUAAAAUCUUUAAUGAAACCACAGAAACGCGGACGUGUUA
Molecule: messenger RNA, 11957 nt
Organism: Rhizophagus irregularis DAOM 181602=DAOM 197198
Lineage: Eukaryota; Fungi; Glomeromycota; Glomeromycetes; Glomerales; Glomeraceae
Source: RefSeq, a predicted model, not a curated record